This is a messenger RNA of Lindgomyces ingoldianus, 1998 nucleotides long. Its product is annotated as Sodium/hydrogen exchanger. The coding region runs from base 196 to 1884 and encodes 562 amino acids. Gene Ontology annotation, biological process: proton transmembrane transport. The transcript is spliced from 3 exons. The record is from RefSeq and is a predicted model, not a curated record. NCBI's taxonomy places the organism in Eukaryota, Fungi, Ascomycota, Dothideomycetes, Pleosporales, Lindgomycetaceae. Gene Ontology annotation, cellular component: membrane. Gene Ontology annotation, molecular function: antiporter activity.
UACAAGACUACUGGCCAAAUUACUUCGUUUCGCCUAGAGACUUUGCAUGCACUGAAAUUCGCAAUUCUUGGGCCCCGCUCUUCGUCGACAAGAAUCUCGUCCUGCGCACGAGCUUGUCGCAGCCUCACUUCACGGCUGUCAAUCGCCUGAGUUUCACUUUCCACUUCUACCAACUCCCUUGUUCCUGCCAGCAUCAUGGCUGAUAGCGCUGCGGGGUCACUGCCGUAUCACGAGCCUGGUAUUGUUGCCAUCCUUGUCCAAGCCUCCUUCUUACUUCUCCUUAACAUGGUCAAUUCUGCUCUUGACCGCAUCGUGUACUGCGGUUUACUCGGGCAAGUCCUGUUAGGUAUUUGCUGGGGGACUCCCGGUGCGAAAUGGCUCUCAGCCAGUGCUGAAGAGGUCGUCGUUCAAUUGGGAUAUCUGGGUUUGAUGUUGCUUGUGUUCCAAGGUGGCCUAUCUACUUCCUUUGCAUCUCUUAAAGCCAACCUUCUCCUUUCUUCUGGAGUCGCAAUCACCGGCAUCACUGUUCCCAUUGCUCUUUCCUUUUCUCUCCAGUGGCUGGUAGGCGCCACUUCUUUGCAGGCCUUUGCUGCUGGUGCUGCCUUGUGUUCCACCAGUCUUGGAACCACCUUUACAGUGCUGGCGUCUAGCGGGCUCACAUCUUCUAGGCUGGGCAUUGUUCUAACAACUGCCGCAAUGAUAGACGACGUUGUUGGGCUAGUCAUGGUCCAAGUCAUCUCCAAUCUUGGAAGUACCAUCAGUGCCAUCACCAUCAUUCGUCCUAUCCUAGUCUCUCUUGGAUUUGCUGUAGUCGCCCCUUUGGCGUGUCAAUUUCUGAUUCUACCGCUGACGGUGUCUUUGAAUCGCUAUCGCGAAACCCAUUCCUCCGGGAAGAUCGACAGGAUUGUAUGCUUGAGGCACACUGCGUUUGUGAUUCAUACUUUAGUUCUCAUUGCUCUGGCGACUGGUGCUACCUACGCUGGGACUUCGAAUUUGUUCGCUGCAUAUAUUGCAGGAGCUGUCAUUAGUUGGUGGGAUACGGAAGUACCACAUCCCAAAAAUGCUCAGACAAGGCUGGUUGAGGAAAAGACCCAGCCCGAUGCUACCCAAAAAAACAAUCUCCUAACCGAAGAAUCUACAGAUGCUGCUGGAGCUGGGGACAAUGGCCCACAGAACAGGAGUACUACAUUUGGCUCGACUAUUUACCAGGAGUACUACAAGCAGGCGGUCUCCAAGAUUCUGCGGCCCUUCUUUUUCGCAUCCAUUGGGUUCUCAAUUCCGAUUUCCCACAUGUUCAGAAGCUCCAUCAUCUGGCGUGGGAUUGUCUAUACCCUCCUCAUGACGCUCGGAAAGCUUGUCUGUGGACUUUGGCUUGUUCGUUUCUCCGUGGUCCCUGUGCAGGGCACACUCCGCGGCCGGAUGUUAAACGUUGAGCUACCCGAAGUCCCUCAUCUCUGGGGAAAGAGUGCGAAGACCGGGUCGAGCCAUGCAUUCAAGCGAGACCAGCCUCAGACAGUCUCCACGCAUGAAGAGCCUUCAACUCCAAAAAUUACACAAACGGUGCCACGAACUCCUUCUACGCCCAAACCGUUCUCUCUCUAUCCACCCCUCAUCCUUGCCUUGGCGAUGGUAGCACGCGGCGAAAUUGGGUUUCUGAUCUCGGCGAUGGCUGAGUCUAACGGCGCGUUCUCGUCUGGACAUACAAAUUCCAGCUCGGAAUCCGACAUCUUCCUAGUGGUCACCUGGGCCAUCGUCCUUUGCACUAUUAUCGGACCCCUAGGAGUUGGGCUUUCUGUGAAGAGAGUGAAAAAGCUAGAGGAGAGGAAGAGCAAAGGGCAAGAGGGAUCGGGAAGGGAUGUCUUGGGUGUUUGGGGUGUUCGGUAGGAAUGCGGACCGGGGAGGCAGCUCAACGUUCAGGAUACCCGUGCGGCGUUAUUGCUCGCUGCUGUACUAUGGUUCGAAGGAAGCGAGUGGCUUGAAGCUUACUCGUUAGCUGUC